This is a messenger RNA of Paramecium tetraurelia, 3105 nucleotides long. RefSeq lists its product as uncharacterized. The record is from RefSeq and is a predicted model, not a curated record. The transcript is spliced from 8 exons. Lineage: Eukaryota; Ciliophora; Oligohymenophorea; Peniculida; Parameciidae.
AUGAUCAAGAAAAAACCUUAAAUCCCUUAAAUUAAGGACUCAGAGUUGAUCGAUAAAAAUCAAACCAAAAAAUAGAUGAGAACUGUACCAUAUUCCCAUAGCCAAUCCAUUUAAGAAGAGGAAGAACAUUCCUCAUUGUCUUAGAUAAACAUCUAUGGUCACUCCAAGCCUACUUUCUUAAUGACUUUUCCUCAAUAACCAAGAGACUUUUAAGGAAGUGAAGACUUAAGAGCCCCUACUAUUAUAACCAAUUUGAUUUCCAAUAAAAGUCAAGAGCAAGUUGCUAUUAAACAGGAUGGUCGAAAAUAACAUUAAGUUCAUUACUUAGAUGAAAGUUCCUAAUUUUCUUCCCAGCUUAAUUCAAUGCGUUCAAUUUUGGAAAAUAAAAAAUCUAUGUAAAUCAAUUAGGAUAGGGUAAAAUUAUUGGUUAAUCAUAUGAAAGUUAAAUUUUUGAAUUUAAUUCACUAUUCCAAAUAUAAUGAUCCCAUCCUUACCCAAGAAUAUUAAGAACUUUCCCCCCUCAAGUACCAUUACUUCACUAUGUAUAUAUUUCUAUCCACUACCUUAUCGAAUAUCCUCUCAUGUAUUUUCAUUCCAAUUACUUAAUUUUUUGAUGUCUCCCAAAUCAUAAAAAUCAUUUCUUAUAUGGCUUAUGGAUUGGCAUGUCUAACUAUUUGCCAAGACCUAAUAUUUUAAAGGGGCCCUUACAAAUUGUCGAGGGGAAUCAUUAAAGUCAAUUACAAGGAUAACAAAAAGAAAAUAUUCGACAUCUUAAGACUUGUCCUGUUGUCUCUAAGCAGUGUUUUUGAAAUAGAUAACAGAGCAAAAUUAGUAGCGAUCUUAUUGAUGAUGCUAUUCUAAUUCUUUAGGUAAGUGGAAAAUUUUGAAAAUAUCUACAAGUCCACUCACCAUUUUAUUUUUGUAUUCUAACUGUGGGUGUCAAUAGUAGUUUCCUUUGCUUGUAUUUAUCAAGUUUCUCACUGCGAGGAGGAUCCAAGUCUUUACUUUUGUAUUACUUUUGCUAUUUCCUUGUUGACCCAUUGUUCUAAUAUAUGUAAAAUAGACAUUAGCAUUUUAGCCAUUGAAAUAACUAGUUAAAAUUCAUUAGUGAUAUCCAUUUACAUGGUUCUAUCUUACCUUUGUUUAGCUUACACAACAAUGAUCAUUUAUAUUUGGAUUAAACCAGAUAUAGAGAUUGAAGAGGAGAAACAAAAGCUACUCAAAGGGUUUGUUGAAAGAUUUAGGGAGAAAUGUGAAAAUGAUGGACUUUUAAAAAGGUGUUACUCGUAUUUAGAAUUUAGAAUAGAUGAAGAUUUAAACAAAACGAAAGAUCAACUAACUAAGAAGCUGAGUCCUGAAUUAGAGGAUGAGAUUGAUCUGUCUUUGAGAUCAACUAUGAUUGAUAAGAUUGAAUUGAUGAAUAGAUUCUCUCCUUAAUUCAAAUAAUAAUUGCUUUAUGAAAUUGAAUAAGUGACAUUUAAUCCAGAAGACAAUAUCAUAAUUGAACAUCAAAUAGAGGAUUUGGGAUUGUUUUAUAUUUUAAAAGGAUAAGUUAAGGUUUAAUUUUAAGGUUCUUCCUUUGGUACCAAUAAAAGAGCAGUAACAACUUUGUGUGAAGGAUAAACUUUUGGAUAAUAUUCUUUUAUUACAGGGAUUCCUUCAAACAUUAGUAUCUUCAGUUCAGGAGUCACCACAUUGAUGAAAAUAAAGAGAUCUGAUUUCACAUUAAUAAUAUCGAAUUAUCCAAAAGACAAUGAAAUAUUUUGCACAAUGAAAGAUAAUGCGUUUUAUAAUUCCAAGUUAUUUGAAUGCUAUUAUUGUAAAAUCAGAGGACAUUACGUAGUAGAAUGUAGACAUUUAUAAUAUUUUCCUUAAAGAAUAAAUGCAAUCGAAAAACAUUUAUAUACUGAAAAAUAACAAAGAAGAAAAUAUUCAAGGAGGUUAAGAAAAUAUUUUGCUUGGCAAGAUAUGAGUUUGAAUCAGGAUAAGGCCAGAUAAUAUGCUAAUAGAUAGAGUUAAGAGUAGGUCUCAGAUGAUUUGCCUGAAACUUCCCAAUUGCCCUAUUCUGAAAAUUAAACACAUUAAUCAGUGAGUUUUGUAAGCAAUUCUUUGGCAUAGAAAAAUUAUAGUCCUGAUUAAUAACAAUCAGCUAGCAAUGUAAAUGUAGAAAGUUUAGACCAAUUUAACAUUGAAUAAGAAUGUCAGGAUGAACAAACAAUUCCAAUAUAAGAACAAUAAGUAAAAAGUAUUAGAAAGAAUUCAAAUAAAACAACCUUAAAAACUGCAGGGUUCCCUAUUAAUUUCGACCCCAACAAUAUCACAAAUUUAGGGAAUAAUUUAUCAGUUAUAGAGAAAGAUGAUAGGGAGAUCCUGAAUUAACUAUAGGAGGCUCAAAUGACUAAAGAUAGAACCGUUCUCUUUCCUGCAGGGAGAAACAAUAAUUAAAACAAACUAACAUUUCAGUAUUAUAAAGAAGCCUCAUCAGGAAUCCUACUCAAAGAAGAUCCAAUUAAAACUGAUUCUUAUCAGUAAUAACAAAUACAACAGCAAUAGUAAUAACAAUUAACUCAUAAUACUUUAAAAUAAUCCAUAAGACAACCUUCAAAUAGAUCGUAUACAUAUUCAAAUUCAUUGUCUAAAGAUAUCUCCAACAAUCCUUCAUCAAAUUCCAGAUAAAAUAAAUCAUAGAAACUAUCCAUAUUAUCUAGUCAAAACAGAGUUGUAGAUUAGCCAGGGGUUAAGAAAAUCAAUAGUUCCAAGUCCCUCAGUGAAUAAAACAAAUUAAACAACAAUAAGAGCCUAAAAUCAGGUACCAAGUAGAGUACUCCAAAUUAAAUGUCCUAGUUCUAAGCUUUAACAACUCCAGAGAACCAAGGGUACUUUAUUAAUGAUAUUUUAUUCAACAAAUUCGAAAAAAUGCAGGAGUACAAAAUUUACUAUCCACACAACAACUAUAAUCAAGUUAUUGAUCGCUAUGUUAAAUUUUUGGAUUCAAACAGAAAAAACUAUUUCAAAAGGAAAAAGUUAAAUUCUGGUACUCCUUAUUCGAUAAAAUGUUUUGUUGCAUCCAAAAUUAAAAGAGUAAAAAAGCUAUUAUAAAACUGA